Tigriopus californicus is the source of this 2072-nucleotide messenger RNA. RefSeq names its product atypical kinase COQ8B, mitochondrial-like (gene Coq8). The coding region runs from base 99 to 2024 and encodes 641 amino acids. The transcript is spliced from 9 exons. Gene Ontology annotation, biological process: ubiquinone biosynthetic process. Gene Ontology annotation, molecular function: kinase activity. NCBI's taxonomy places the organism in Eukaryota, Metazoa, Arthropoda, Copepoda, Harpacticoida, Harpacticidae. The record is from RefSeq and is a predicted model, not a curated record. Gene Ontology annotation, cellular component: extrinsic component of mitochondrial inner membrane.
UACGAUAGGUACUCUUCGAUGAAUAAAUACUGUGGGUACAUGGAUGGCUGGCUUACUCCUAGCGGGUUUAAUUUCAAAUUUGGACUGCAUGAUCGAGCAUGACGUCGCAAGUUCACCGUAUGGGUGUGGACCGCAGGCGUGUGCAAGAUGUCAUUCUCGUGUUCCGAGGUCUGGCCCAGGUCUGGACUGUCAGUCAACAACAAGUGCUGGACCAAGUGUCUUCCGCGGCCCGACCUCUGCCGAAACUGGCGAUCGACCUCAUCCCCCAGCCGAAAAAGGAAACUCGAGACAACCCAAAUCGUCUACGGGGACCUUCUUUGAAAAAAGCGCCGGGCUUAUCAGGCGAUCACUUGGCGUUAAUCGGGGAGAACCUUCUCGUACUGACUCAAGCCAUGGCCUCCUCGGUUUUGAUGCCCUCUCAAACAUCGUCGACAACCGAUUCUCCUCCCAAACCCAAGCGUCCUUUAUCCGUUGCCCACACGCCUGAGUACGAGGUCAACCCUCACCUUUCAGCCUUAGAUUUACUCGACCUUGAUUUGAUGGACGAACAGGCUUUAAAAAAGAUGGUCUACCGACCCAAACACCCGAUCAAAGCACCUGAGGAGCCUGAGGUCAGUCCCGCACUCAACGAGAUAUCCCCCGAAAAUGAGGACGAAACCUUACCCACUGCUUGGGGUCAAAGGAAAAAGCUCUCUCGAUCGUCAUCGGAGCGACAGGUACCGUCCACCCGUUUGGGUCGGGUGGCGUCUUUCGGCAGUUUGGGGCUAGGAUUGGGAUUAGGUACCCUCUCUGAGGCUUCGAAGAGGUUGGUGGGACUAUCGGAGGCCCAAGGGUCAGUCAUGCUCUCCGAUGCCAAUGCCGAACGAAUCGUUAGGACUUUGUGCCGAGUUCGAGGAGCGGCCCUGAAAAUCGGUCAAAUGCUUUCCAUUCAGGAUGAAGCGCUCAUGAAUCCGCAAUUGGCUGAGAUAUUCAAACGCGUUCGGGAAUCUGCCGACUUUAUGCCGGUCUGGCAAAUGGAGCGAGUGAUGAGUUCGGAAAUUGGUCCCAAUUGGCGCGAUCACUUUUCUCAUUUCGAAUCGGAACCGUUUGCCGCCGCCUCCAUUGGCCAAGUUCAUGCGGCGAAGUUAGCCGAGUCCAAUCGUGAAGUUGCGGUGAAAAUCCAGUAUCCGGGUGUGGCUCAAGGCAUUGAAAGUGAUAUCAGCAACCUUUUGGGAGUUCUCAACAUGGCCAAGAUCCUGCCCGAAGGCCUCUUCUUGGAUUCUGUCAUUGACCACAUGAAAGUAGAGCUAGCUCAAGAAUGUGAUUACAAACGCGAGGCCGAAUGUGCCACGAAGAUGAAAAGCCUCCUCCGGUCCUCCCCUCAGUACCUCGUCCCCGAAGUAAUCAAUGAGUUGUCCACCCAGCAAGUCUUGACUUCGGAAAUGAUUGAGGGUUUAACCAUUGAUCAAUGUGAAGGCUUGAGUCAGAGCUCGAGGAAUUUCAUCGCCCUUUCGAUCUUGGAGCUCCUUCUUCGCGAACUCUUCAUACAUUGUUACAUGCAGACCGAUCCAAACUGGGCCAAUUUUCUCUUCAAUCCGGACACGAAAGAGGUUGGCUUGCUUGACUUUGGAGCCACUCGUGAAUUUCGGCCGUUUUUCGUCAAUAAUUACUACAAAAUUAUCGAAGGUGCCGCCAAGGGGGACCCUGAACAAAUCUUGGAAUAUUCCAGGAACAUCGGCUUUCUUACAGGAUAUGAAGCUCAGGUGAUGAAUGACGCUCAUGUGGAGUCGGUCAUGAUUUUGGGACAAUGUUUCCGAGAGAAUGCCGAAUUUGACUUUGGCAAGCAGAAAACCACCCAUCGGAUGCAGGACCUCGUUCCAGUGAUGUUAAAGAACCGCCUUUGCCCGCCCCCACCAGAAGUGUACUCUUUACACAGGAAGAUGUCCGGACUGUUCUUAUUGGCAACCAAAUUAGAUGCCAAGAUUAAUUGUUUCCCCGUGUGGAAAAAACUCGAGGCCGAAUUUGUACCUCACGCAAUAGAGUGAAGUGAAACCCAUAGCAAACCAAAAAAAUACAACUUAAGCCCAAGCGAU